Messenger RNA from Symbiodinium pilosum, 227 nucleotides. The record is from the annotation of a GenBank genome assembly. Lineage: Eukaryota; Dinophyceae; Suessiales; Symbiodiniaceae.
GUAACACCAGGUGGCCUGACCGUACUCACAGGAUUCCCAUCCCGAACCGCAGAGGCCGCCCUGAUGGAGGACCGGCAGCCUGGCUACGGGAUGCCAAUGGCCAUGGGCCCUGGCUAUCCUCCGAUGAUGGCGGCCCCUGUGCAAAUGGGCCCCCCACCCUCACAGCAGAGUGGGGGCUCUUCCCAAACUCCACAGGCGUUGGGCGGCCUCCGCGAGUAUGACAUGAC